This is a messenger RNA of Vespula pensylvanica (western yellowjacket), 809 nucleotides long. RefSeq names its product putative odorant receptor 85d. The transcript has 3 exons. Gene Ontology annotation, molecular function: olfactory receptor activity; odorant binding. NCBI's taxonomy places the organism in Eukaryota, Metazoa, Arthropoda, Insecta, Hymenoptera, Vespidae. The record is from RefSeq and is a predicted model, not a curated record. Gene Ontology annotation, cellular component: plasma membrane. The coding region runs from base 187 to 480 and encodes 97 amino acids. Gene Ontology annotation, biological process: sensory perception of smell; detection of chemical stimulus involved in sensory perception of smell.
GAUAAGAAACUAAUUCAAUGAUUAUUAAUCGUGAGUAUUGAUAAUUGUAAUAUUAUACAGGAGUGUAUAAAGCUUGGAAACAUUACGUUUCUUUCCCAUCUUCCUUACCUAAGUCCAUACGUUUAAUUUCAAGACAAAAUAAAUUUUUCGACUUCUUAGGAUUUGGAAGAUAAAGAAACUUUGGGUAUGAUGACGUAUGGCGUACUGAUGACCUCGAUUUUCGUCAAUGUCUUUAUAAUAUCAUUCAUUGGUGAUCGUCUAAAAGAAGAGAGCGAACUGGUUGGCGAGUCAACAUACUCGAUCGAGUGGUAUCGUCUUCCCAAUGCCAUUAUAAGUGACUUGGUAAUGAUAAUCAUACGCUCUAGUCGACCAUCUCGUUUGACAGCCGGCAAGAUAUUCGAUUUAUCUCUACAAGGUUUUUGCGAUGUUUGCAAGACUUCAGCUGCCUACCUGAAUUUUCUCCGAACGAUGGUUGCAUAAGAUUUGUGAUAAAUCCUGGAAAAUGAAAAACAUAGGAAGGAUUUAAUUUUUUGUUCUUUUUCGAGUCUUACAAUUAGACGACGCAAUUAUCGUUCGACACAAAGGAGUGUCGUUUCGUUGAAUGUACAUAAAUGUAUCACGUAUAUCCGAAUGAAUGGUAUAAACGUUAAUAAAUAUAGAGCAAUGGAAAGUUGAGAUCGGAUGAGUUUUCAAGAAGGAAUCACCAAAGGGAAAGCAAGAAGAACAAACUUUAUAAUAGGCAUAGAAAAUGAUAGUACCGACCAACUUUCCUUUUGCAAUUUUUAAUAAAGGCACCAAAAUAACUUCUA